UUGGUGCAUUUGUAUAAAUGUAAUAUUAUUCAAUAAAUUAUACAGUCAUUCAAUGAGUACAACGAGUCUACAUGUUACGAAGUCGAAGAGUUUAUCAUUUUGCUGAAAUCAUUGAUCCAAUCUAAUGUUUUAAAUCGAAGUGAACACGCUGGAACAUAGUCUCUAAAGAUUGCAAUAUAAAUGUCUCAAUAUUUGCACAUGGUUGGAACUCUUCGAUGUUUUGAACGUAAUGACUGAUUGGCGUGUUUAACUGAAUAAGAAUGUGAUGGAGAAAGUGAGUGAAAAAUCUCCGCUGCUUGCAAAUAGAUCUGAUGUUCGCAAUUCGUAUACUCGAACUGACGACGCUCAAGAAAUAGCCAGAGAUUCGGAAGAAAAUGAUGAUCUGGAUUUCCACACUGCUGUUUAUAAUAUCUGUCAUGUGCAGAUCGAUGUAUGUGAGCAAUCAACGUCUAGUUUGACUGACGUCAGUUCAAACGUUGUUGGACAUACGGACGUUACUGGGAAUGGUGGUACACCAACUGAAAGAUUUUCAAAGCUGUUUCGAUGUUUCUUUCUUUUGUUGCUGUGCAUAGUCCUUACAGGGGACUACAUUUGCUAUGACAGUCCUUCUGGUAUCCAACAGCAUGUCAUCGAGGACAUGGGCAUAUCAAAGACGCAAUACAUGGGCUUCUACUCCACGCUACAGUGGACAAACAUACCGUCCUCGCUGUUGGGGGGAUUUCUAGUUGACAGGAUUGGAAACAGACUGAGCAUGCCGAUCUCCACUGGACUGAUUGCGGCUUCCCAUACCCUCUUUGCAGUGGGUGCCCUUUUUAAGAACUACUGGGUCAUGUGGGUCGCCAGAGCCUUGUUUGGGCUCGUAGCCGCCCCGUCAGCCAUUGCAAACGACAACCUGACGGUGAAGUGGUUCCAACAAAGCAUGCUCAAUAUGGUGAUGGCCAUGAAGACAAGUCUAGGACGGGUGUGCAGUGUUUUAACUCUGAAUAUCAUGGAUCCCAUAUACGACUUCGUGUCAGCUCGCACACAGCCUAUGUACACCCUUGGUGUAACGCUGUUCACAGGUUCAUGUUGUGGCCUUCUGUGCACGUUAGCGGCCAAAUUGGCGGCCGUCAUUGAUCGGCGUUCUGACGUACAAAAACACAUUGAUCAUCCUCCAGUGGCUAAGGACGAUAGCAAAAAAGAGGAAUCCAAGUUUAUCCGUAUAUCUGAUGUAAGGCGAUUUCCGUCCACAUUCUGGCUUAUUGCCAUCAGCUCCGCUCUCUUCUACCUGCAGCUUUUCCCCUUCGUGACACAGGGAGAGCUGUUCUUUGCAACGAAGUAUUCAAGAAGUCCGAAAGAGGCAAAUACGAUAAACAGCAUGGUAUACAUGGUUGGAGCGGUUUCGAUGCCACUGUUCGGUGUUGCCAUCGACAGAGUGGGUCGUAACCUGUACUUCCUGAUGACCGGCCUCGUCCUGGGGCUGACCAGCCAUAUCAUGAUGACCUUCACCUUUGUGGAGCCGUACGUAUGCACGGUGAUUCUUGGUCUAGGAUACUCCUUGGUAACCACCACAUGUUGGCCCCUGGUGUCCUACGCGGUCCCUCUGAGGUACCUCGGCACUGCGUUCGGAAUCAUGGGCACCAUUAUAUCUGUGGGGCAGGCCAUUGAUACGUAUUUUGUUGGCUUCAUCGUGGACACUGCCGGCUAUAUGGUCCUCGAAGUGUUCUUUACCAUGUGCGUCAUCUGUUCAAUGAUAGCAGCUGCGUUGUUGUAUUUACGGGACGCGUCAACAGGUGGCCUUCUGAAUCUAAGUACAAAACAACGUGCAGUUUUUCUCAAGCAACAUGUGUGAGACAGACUUUGUAGAAAACGUUCAGAUUUGUUGUAAGAUUAUAAAUUUAAUUUGAUUAAAUUUCGGCGUGUUAUUGUGAUUAUUUUGUUAAUAUUGUUGCAUGCAGUGCCAAAUUAUUGUUUGUUUUAAAAUCUCAGCAUUACGUGCGCGUGUAUGUUGGUAUGAUGUUUUACAGAGGAAAUAAAAUAUUGCACUUAAAAAUAUCAGAA
Molecule: messenger RNA, 2040 nt
Organism: Dreissena polymorpha
Lineage: Eukaryota; Metazoa; Mollusca; Bivalvia; Myida; Dreissenidae
Product: major facilitator superfamily domain-containing protein 1-like
Exons: 14
Coding region: 266-1831 (521 amino acids)
Biological process (GO): transmembrane transport
Molecular function (GO): transmembrane transporter activity
Source: RefSeq, a predicted model, not a curated record